AUGCCACAACCCGGAGACUGGGUUUGUGUCGGAGAGGGCCUCGGUGGUCCAGGGCUCAGCACGUCCUGCACCACCGACACUCAAGGGAGGCGCUGCUCCGGGCACUCGCUGUCGGUGUUGCUCACCUACAUCUCAGGACCAACCCAGUUCCCAGAGUACAUGGCGGUCCUGAUGCUGGACGACAUCCAGGUGGGGUACUAUGACUCAGAGACCAACAGAGUGAUGAAGGUCGGUGCUGGAGGUGAGAAAGGGGAGGAGCUUGACGUGGACCAGUUAGCCUUGGAUGGGCUGUGGAACAAUAUGAAGGGGAUGAGGAUCAGGUUGGACAUAGCCAGAAAACAGCUGAACCUGACCUCUCCAGGCAUCUACGUUCAACAGAGGAUGGUGGUUUGUGGGGACCAGGAAGACGAUCAGCAUAAUUUCCUCAUGGUCAGGGAUGGUGUGAAUGGUCAUGAUGCCGAAAGCAUAGUGUGUAACACGACCCACUUCCUGUACGGCGGUGGUGAUGGUUGGGAGUUCCAGUUGGACACCAUGGAGCAGAUUUACUUUCAGAUGCGCUUCUCAAACAUCUACCUGCCCUUCUGUGCCCGGACUCUGAAACACCUGCUGGAGAUCAACAACCGGGGGGGCGGGGCCCAGAUCACCUGUCUGGCCACAGACUUCUACCCUCGCCACAUCAACCUGACGCUGCUGCGGGUCGGUGAACCCGUGGAUGAGGACCAAAUGACCGUUGGCUCGGUGCUGCCCAACGGCAACGGUCUCUUCCAGCUGAGGAAGACUCUGGUGGUGGAUGAAGAGGAGCUGCAGAGGAAGCACAAGUACACCUGUGCAGCGUCUCCCCUGAGUCUGGACAACCGGCUGGACGUGAGCUGGAGGGCGGAGUCUUUCCGUUCAUUCAGAGUCCACGUCAUCUCUGCUCCGUCGUCCUGA
Messenger RNA from Cololabis saira (Pacific saury), 930 nucleotides. Its product is annotated as hereditary hemochromatosis protein homolog. The record is from RefSeq and is a predicted model, not a curated record. The coding region runs from base 1 to 930 and encodes 309 amino acids. The transcript has 4 exons. Gene Ontology annotation, cellular component: external side of plasma membrane. NCBI's taxonomy places the organism in Eukaryota, Metazoa, Chordata, Actinopteri, Beloniformes, Belonidae. Gene Ontology annotation, biological process: immune response.